This is a messenger RNA of Fulvia fulva, 795 nucleotides long. RefSeq names its product Hydrolase pyvD. The transcript has 6 exons. Bases 1 to 795 code for a protein of 264 amino acids. NCBI's taxonomy places the organism in Eukaryota, Fungi, Ascomycota, Dothideomycetes, Mycosphaerellales, Mycosphaerellaceae. Gene Ontology annotation, molecular function: hydrolase activity. The record is from RefSeq and is a predicted model, not a curated record.
AUGGGUUCCAACGAAAAGCGACACGUUGACGUAGCAUGGCUGGCGAAACCAUCUGGAGACUGUUGUCUCAAGGGACAUAUGCAUGUUGGCAACCCUAGAGGAAAGUUCGAAACGAUUGCUGGCGUUGAUACUUAUGUUGUGUCUCCGAACCCGGGCAAGAGCAACGGCCAUAUCCUGUUCUACUAUGCCGAUGUUUAUGGCAUGUUCACUAAUGCUCAACUGGUCAUGGAUGAGUUUGCAGAUGCUGGCUUCUUAACUCUCGGUUUGGACUACUUUAACAACGACCCGAUCUUCCUGCAUCGUAAUGGCCCACAGGAGAGCAAAGAGGGCUUUGACUUCGAGGCGUGGAAGGCAAAGUACUCCGAGUUCGCUGAGAAGAAAGUUCCAGAGUGGACUGCUGAGGUCAAGAGAAUGUAUGGGCAACCGAGCACGAAGUAUGGUUGUGUCGGAUACUGCUUCGGAGCACCAUAUGUGUGCAACUCGCUCGCAGACGGUACUUGCCAGGCUGGCGGCUUCGCGCACCCGGCUUUCCUGAAGGACCAUCACUUCCGGAACUUGAAGGCGCCAUUGUUCUUGAGCUGCGCCGAAGUCGACCAUACCUUUGGGACGGAGAGCAGGAACAAGGCGGUGGAUAUGAUGAUUGAGGAUGCGAAGGAGUACUCGCUGCAGCUGUUCCAUGGGGUUGAGCAUGGGUUUGCGCUGCGGGCGAAUCUGGACGUGGCUUAUGAAGCGUGGGUGAAGGAGCAGAGUCUGAAGUCGUUAGCUGGCUACAUCGAGUUCUGGCUGUCUCAGUAG